AUGCCCAACCACUCGUCUCAAUACUCGUAUGUCCGCCGUGUUUCCGUUUCCCUCCUUGACUUUAUUAACGAUAUCGUCAGUCCAGCCGCCAGACUCAAAAAGGACGGCACGGAUAACAUAUCGCCUGUAAUAGUAGGGGUAUCAGUGGCGGCAUGGGGUGUGUUUGUGUUCCUGGCAUACAUCCGGUACAUCAACUUGUUGAUCAACAAAUGGCGAACCAUCUAUUCAAACUGGAGAGUUGGGGGACUUUACCCAAAGAAUGAGGACCAAGUUGAAGGGCCGGUUGGGGAGCAGAGCCCUUUGGUGAAGAAGGUUCAAAAGAAGGUCAGAUUUUCUGAUGAGAAAACCAUUGUCCCAGGAGCCAGAGAUCCUAUCCCAACAUAA
Fusarium venenatum is the source of this 384-nucleotide messenger RNA. NCBI's taxonomy places the organism in Eukaryota, Fungi, Ascomycota, Sordariomycetes, Hypocreales, Nectriaceae. The record is from RefSeq and is a predicted model, not a curated record.